This is a messenger RNA of Suricata suricatta (meerkat), 585 nucleotides long. Its product is annotated as hemoglobin subunit zeta-like. Gene Ontology annotation, molecular function: peroxidase activity; oxygen binding; iron ion binding. The record is from RefSeq and is a predicted model, not a curated record. The coding region runs from base 1 to 585 and encodes 194 amino acids. Gene Ontology annotation, cellular component: blood microparticle; haptoglobin-hemoglobin complex; hemoglobin complex. The transcript has 3 exons. Lineage: Eukaryota; Metazoa; Chordata; Mammalia; Carnivora; Herpestidae. Gene Ontology annotation, biological process: hydrogen peroxide catabolic process; oxygen transport.
AUGCGGAGCGCCGGGAGCUUCCAAACCCACGAAGGACCAGGCGCGUCGUCCGAAGCUCGCAAGGCCUCAGGGCAAGAGCCAAACGACAGUCAAAAGGCGCCUGCGCGCACUGGGGGCCGAGUGCGCAGGCGCAGGAGACCUUUGCGCAGGCGCGAGGCCUUCUGGGAAAGCUGGGUGCACCUUGCAGGCCGCCUGUUGAUCCAGAGCAGAAGGGGUCCGCCCACCAGCGAGAACGGGAAAGUGGCUGCGGUGCUCUUCGCCAGCUACCCCCAGACCAAGACCUACUUCCCGCACUUCGACCUGCACCCGGGCUCCGCGCACCUGCGCACGCACGGCGCCAAGGUGGUGGCCGCCCUGGGCGACGCCGUCAAGAGCAUCGACAACAUCUCGGGCGCCCUGGCCAAGCUGAGUGAGCUGCACGCCUACGUCCUGCGCGUGGACCCGGUCAACUUCAAGCUCCUGUCCCACUGUCUGCUGGUCACGGUGGCCUCGCAUUUCCCCGCCGACUUCACGGCCGACGCCCACACCGCGUGGGACAAGUUCCUGUCCAUCGUGUCCUGCAUCCUGACUGAGAAGUACCGCUAA